AUGCUGAAUGUGGAGGAUCCGAAGGCUGUCGUCUCCGAGCUCUUUGAUGUGGAGUAUGUCCGGAUCAAUGAGUCUCACCAUGUGCAGGAGCUUGAGCGCACUGUAGAGAAGUUCUCUGAAAUUUUGGAGAACAACCUGGACAGCACCGGCCGGGCACAGCUCGUUUUCAACCUCUACACUGUUAAGACUCGGAAGCAAAGCCUUUGGAACAGGAUUGUGGGGAACGAAGAAAAGACCGUUUUCGAGCAAUGGAGAAUUCCCGUAUCUGUGCAGCCUUUGAACAGGUAUUUGAAUCCUGCAGACAACUUGAGAGAGGAGGCAAAUUUGCAGGCCUCCGCUUCGCAACAAGUGCAGCAAGUCCUGCAUUACAUAAUCGCCAGAGCCAACAGCAAGGUGGACCAUCUUCCUUCACCGGAGAAAGAUACAGUCUCCUACAAGUUUGAGGUUGCCUUCUUGUCUGGAGAUGGGAAGGCCACGACCUUCAUCAAGAAGGUGUCCAGUGCCGGAGAUGACUAUUACCACAUCUUAGGCAUCGAAAAAGGAGCAAGCGAUGAUGAGAUUAAGAAGGCGUACAGAAAACUGGCCUUGCGACUGCAUCCCGAUAAGUGCAAAGAACCCGGAGCAGAAGAGGCUUUCAAGAAAGUAGGGGAGGCUUUCUCCGUACUCAGCGAUGCAGACAAGAGGCGGAAGUACGACACGUACGGAGCCGAUGCAUUGCGAGGUGGUGGAGGUGGCGGGGCGGACUUUUCGCCCGAAGACCUCUUUGAGGCUCUCGAGUUGCUCGUGCGACAUUCCGUGAAAUCGCGACAACUUUCGCUUCACUUCUGUCCCCGAGGCCUUCUUUGGCGGCGGAUUGCAUCCGGGCAUGGGUGGUGGCCGGACCUUUAUGAGGAGCCUCAUCGCUAG
Molecule: messenger RNA, 906 nt
Organism: Durusdinium trenchii
Lineage: Eukaryota; Dinophyceae; Suessiales; Symbiodiniaceae
Source: the annotation of a GenBank genome assembly